Messenger RNA from Ziziphus jujuba (common jujube), 1229 nucleotides. Its product is annotated as metalloendoproteinase 3-MMP. The coding region runs from base 69 to 989 and encodes 306 amino acids. NCBI's taxonomy places the organism in Eukaryota, Viridiplantae, Streptophyta, Magnoliopsida, Rosales, Rhamnaceae. Gene Ontology annotation, cellular component: extracellular matrix. Gene Ontology annotation, molecular function: metalloendopeptidase activity; zinc ion binding. The record is from RefSeq and is a predicted model, not a curated record. Gene Ontology annotation, biological process: extracellular matrix organization; proteolysis; collagen catabolic process. The transcript has a single exon.
CUACACACACAACAGCGAGCAAAAAAAAUUACAAUCAAAUUGCUUUAGCUUUCCUCAUUAAUGUAGCCAUGGCUUUCGAAGCUUUUGUGCUUGUCAUUUGCCUUCUUUCCCUUUCUCAUGCAACUUUUGCAGAGAAAGAAAAUUCAUCAUCACCCUUUGGUUUUCUCAAGCAUCUCGAGGGAUGUCACAAGGGAGAGAAGGUCAAAGGCAUUCACGAUCUCAAAAAGUACCUCGAAAACUUUGGCUACUUAAGCUAUCAAAAUGUCAAGAACAACUCCCAUGCCAACGACGACGAUUUUGACGAUCUCUUGGAAUCCGCAAUCAAGACUUACCAGCUGAAUUACAAUCUCAAAUCCACCGGAACUCUCGACGCGAAAACGGUGUCGAAAAUGAUGACGCCACGAUGCGGCGUCGCCGAUAUUGUUAACGGAACGACGAGAAUGAGAUCAGGCAAGAAAAGCAACCACCAACAUGGCCGUGGCAAUUUGCACAUAGUCGGUCACUAUGCUUUCUUCCCAGGAUAUCCCAAGUGGCCUUCAAACAAGUACCAACUAACCUAUGGUUUCCUUCCCGGCACGCCUUCGGAGGCCAUGAAUCCGGUUUCGAAAGCCUUCCAAACAUGGGCUUCCAACACCCACUUCGCAUUCUCCCAAGCCCAAGAUUAUACCAACGCAGACCUCAAAAUUGGUUUCCACCGCCGAGACCACGGCGAUGGAUCGGCUUUCGACGGCCCUGGUGGAACGUUGGCCCAUGCAUUUGCUCCUACUGAUGGACGAUUCCACUACGACGCUGACGAGACAUGGUCCGUCGGGGCGGUUCCCAAUGCAUUUGAUCUUGAGACCGUGGCUUUGCAUGAAAUUGGUCACCUUCUUGGACUUGGACAUAGCUCGGUGGAGGGAGCUAUCAUGUACUCUGGGAUUGCCGCUGGAGUGACCAAAGGCUUGCAUGGUGACGAUAUCCAGGGAAUCAAAGCUUUAUACAAUGCUUGAAAUGUGGGAAAUUACGAACUUACAGUCACAGAAAAUAAUGGAUGAAAAUAUACCAUACAUAGGCAUUUCGGUUAUAAUUAGAUUAGUAGCACUUUCCAUACCGUACCUUUACAUAUAACGUACCGGAUAUCGGUAACCCAUGAAGAUCACCAUGUUAAUUUUGUUUAAUUUCUUGGUACUCAAUUUAUGAGUUUUCUUUUGCGUUAAUUAAUUAAUGGAAAUAAAUUAAGCAUUGGAUUA